Cutaneotrichosporon oleaginosum is the source of this 1227-nucleotide messenger RNA. RefSeq lists its product as uncharacterized. The record is from RefSeq and is a predicted model, not a curated record. Gene Ontology annotation, molecular function: oxidoreductase activity; zinc ion binding. Lineage: Eukaryota; Fungi; Basidiomycota; Tremellomycetes; Trichosporonales; Trichosporonaceae.
CUCGUUUCAUUCAAUCAAACCGGCACUCUUUGUGUCCACUUGUCUAUCGCAUUGUCGAGCUCGACGUGUCGAAUCCCCAUCACCAGCUCGACACUCGCGACAUGGCCCCCAUCUCCUCACGCCCCAAGACCAUGAAGGCUGUGGUCCUCAAGCGCGCUGGCGUCGUCGCCGUCGAGGACGUCCCCAUCCCCCGUCUCCAGGCCGACACGGACGUGCUUAUCAAGGUACACGUCGCGGGCCUCUGCGGCUCUGAUCUCCACUACUACCGCGGCGAUGCCGACGACGGGUCGUUUGUCAUGGGCCACGAGGUUGUCGGGACGAUUGUCGAGGCCGGGUCCGAGGUCAAGCAGUUCCAGGUCGGAGAUCACGUCAUCUCGCCAUUCUCCGUGUCGUGUGGGAGCUGCUUCUACUGCGACAAGGGUUACACAUCACGGUGCACCUCAAACUUCUGUCUUACCGGUGGACAGGCCGAGUACUUUCGCCUCCCUCUCGCAGACAGCAUGCUGUUCCCCUUCCCCGAGGGCCUGCCAGAGGACGUGGCGCUCCUCAUGACCGACAUCUUGCCGACCGGGUACUCGUGCGCGUACAACGCCCGACGACUGCUUGACGAGGACGCAGACGCACCUUGGUCACUCGCGGAUCUCAAGGCCGGCAAGGUCAAACCGGCAGGGGUCGCCGUAGUGAUCGGCUGCGGGCCUGUGGGGCUGUGCGCCAUCUCGAGCGCCAAGACACUCUUCGAGACCGUGUACGCUACGGACCUCAACACCGCGCGACUGUCCGCGGCUGAGAAGCACGGCGCGAUAGCCCUGCCGGCCGCACAGCUCAAAGAUGCCGUCUUGGCCGCAACGGACGGCCGAGGAGCCGACGCCGUCCUCGAGGUGGUAGGGCAUGGGGCGGCGCUCAACGCCGCAUUUGAGUACGUGCGACCAUACGGCGCGGUGUCAAGCGUCGGCGUGCACAACCUCAAGUUUGAGAUUGACGGGGACACGCUCUACUCGAAGAAUGUGCGGAUGCAGUUCGGCCGCUGUUCGGUGCGCACGUUCUUCCCGCUCGCGCUCGAUGUGCUCAAGCGCGACAUUGAGCUGUUCACGCGCUUUGUCGAGCACAAGGUCGGGAUCGAGGAGGCGGGCGAGUACUACAAGCUCUUUAACGAAGGGAAGAUUAACAAGACCGUGUUUGUCAUGGACUAGAUAGAGAACGCAGGGAUGCUAGUUGUCACGUUCUGAG